Plutella xylostella (diamondback moth) is the source of this 1397-nucleotide messenger RNA. RefSeq lists its product as uncharacterized. NCBI's taxonomy places the organism in Eukaryota, Metazoa, Arthropoda, Insecta, Lepidoptera, Plutellidae. The record is from RefSeq and is a predicted model, not a curated record.
UCUUGUUGAUUGUUGACAAUAAAUAGCAGCGCGGAGUCCGGUCCGGGAAACUAAAACAAACAAAUAAAAACAAAUCUUUCAAUGGAGUGGUCGAAGGAAAAAACACUGAAACUGAUUGCUUUUUUACAAGUGAACCCAUCACUGUGGAACCCCUCUCUCUGCGACACUCGCAGGUUUAAGCAUAAGCGAAAAGAUGAGCUUCGGGCUAUAGCCGAAAUUUUGGAGAUUUCCGUGGCCGAUGCUACGAAGAAGAUUCAACAUCUUCGCACUCAGUAUAACAGAGAGUCGGCUAAGGAAGCCCGCGCCAACGCCGAGGACCCCAACGACAGAUAUGUCAGCAAUUGGUACGCCUUCGAAUAUCUGCACUUCAUGAAAGACUCUAACAAACCAUACAGAGUUAUUCAAUCGGAUCAGCAGGCAGAGCUAUCAAGAGCUGCAAUACAGGAGGUAGAUAUUUCAAUGGUGGAUUGCAAACUAAGCAAUCUCUCACACCCAGCAAAAGGGUCUGGAAUAGACCCAUUACAACCAGUGAAGCCAGAGAUUGCUAGUCCAACGUCACCCAGGAAAAAUCGGGAUGAAUUUUCUGUUUUUGGCGAAUACAUAGCCAAUGAGCUUCGUUCAUUGAAAGGAGAGAAGAAUUUACUAGUUGCCAAAAAGAAGAUACAAGACGCUAUAUUUGAGGUGAAGAUGGGGAUGAUUGCUGAGCUGCCAGAACAACUCUGCAGAGUCUACACCCAUGUCCCUGCAAAUAACAAUAGUUCCCUACAUAAUAAAGUGUACAGUGCGUCAGCAUUGACCAAUAGCACGCAUGUGGAGUCGCUGGCUUCGUCCCACACUCCACCAACCUCUCAGAUAAAUGAGAUAGUCAUCAACAGCAACUGCCAUUACUCUAACUUUAAAGUGGACGCACAAUAGCAAUGACAUCCACUUCAGAACAAUGAAGUGGAUAAAAAUGAUGGAUACAGUGUUAGAAGUUAAUUUAUUUUCAAUACAAUGGCUGGCCAAUUAUAGCUAAAUUAAGCUGUAAUCAUUUCAUAAAAGUUUUCUUUUAAAAUACUUACAUAUUAAUAUUUUAUUUUCAUACUGCAGCGGUGUGCAAAGGGCCUGCCUAUCUUUUCCAUUUGAUUACUUUUAAGCAAAGUGUAACUCUAUAUUAUAGCUCCUAAUACCUAUGUAUUAUUUAAACUUAAAUGUACGAAGUAGACAUAGCCACCAAUUUGUUACCAAACAUUAUUAUUAUAUGUAUAGGUAAAGUCAUGUUUAUUUUUAGUUUGUUAUUAUUUUAAAGGUUCUAAGAAUCUACUUGUAAUAUUGUACCUACCUACAUAGAAUACUGCUGUACUUGUACCUAUUAUACCUGACUAGUUUAACUACAUUAUUAAACUGAUCUCAGCUUA